Messenger RNA from Guillardia theta CCMP2712, 660 nucleotides. RefSeq lists its product as hypothetical. The transcript is spliced from 4 exons. The record is from RefSeq and is a predicted model, not a curated record. NCBI's taxonomy places the organism in Eukaryota, Cryptophyceae, Pyrenomonadales, Geminigeraceae. Bases 18 to 269 code for a protein of 83 amino acids.
GAAGAGGAGGGUCAAGCAUGGCGGAUGCAGGCGCAGAGGAUCUGGAGCAGCUGACAGUGGAGGUGCUGAAGCAGCGAUGCAGAGAGCAAGGGCUCAAAGUUGGAGGGAGGAAGGCAGACCUGAUACAGCGACUUCAAGGAGCUCCCAGCAUGCAUGAGGAGGGGAAGAAGGAGCCAGGGGCAGGGAGGAAGGAGGACGAUCUAACGGUGACGCCGCGGCCUCCUCCCCACGACGAGCUCCGGCUUGAGAUUGUAGCAUGCAAGAGCUGAUCCAUCUUCAAGCGCGCAGCAGUUGAGCUCGAGGCCCUGGUGAGGAGGGAGUACCCCCAUGCGCGCAUUCUGGGUCACCCCAGGAAGGGGUGGACCCCGGAGCUCCUGCAGCUUCCUCCUCGUCCUACCAAGGGAGCGCUGGAAGUUCAUGUAAACGGUCAGCUUGUCUUUUCCUGUGGGCCGGAGGACCGUCCGUUCCCGCAGCUCAGAAGCACUAAGAUGGAGGAGGUGUUCUCCAAAGUGAGAGCUGCGGUAGAGGAGAAGAGAUGAGAAGAGUCUGAGCGAGAUGUUGUGACGGAGGGGGCGGAAAGCUUGCAGAAGAAUCGCUUCCUCUCGAUUUGCUCGCUUGUGAUUCCAGCAGAAAUCAUUUAAUACAUGUACAUCUCUUUUG